CCCGGGAGCAUUGGACGUCAACUUGGAAUUGCCUUUUGCGGUAGGUGAACCGUGGACCUUCCUUCACCGAGCUACGCCGUACGCAUGGAGACAGAUCAAUAAGGUACUCCUGCACACCGCACCUCUGCUUGACCGUAUCAAUGCUAUUCAGUCACCAUUCACCUAAGCCCGGCACAACUCUGAGUGAGGCAAAACUUGUUGAGGUGAACGUUGCAUUUUCGGCCUGUCACGUGCCGUGGCUUCACAAAGUCUCAAGAGAGGAAGGAGCAACGCGCCGCGCCGACGAUCAACGAUCAUGCUGAGCUUACCAUCAACAAGACCGCGACCCCGCAUCACUUGGCCUCGCUGAGGACUUGCCUCCUUCAAGCGCACCGGCAACAUGAAGAUCGCAACAUUGUUGGGCACGUUGUCUAUAGCGGUGAGCCUGGUGGGCGCCGCGGCCAAUGGCACCAAGUGUGUCAUGUACCUGACGGGUCAGCAUGUUGUGUUUCCUCCCAAGAACCUCGCCUCUUCCAUCACCCACGUCAUCAUGGCCUUCCUACGCUCUGAUGUGUUCCUACCCGAGGAACCGCCAGAGGAGUACCCUUUGUUCAUGCCUGUCGAGGAGGUGCGAACCCAUUUUGAGUCGGACACCAAGGUCACCGUUGCCAUCGGUGGCUGGGGCGAUAACGACGGGUGGCAGGUUGCUGCACGCACGCGCGAGUCGAGGAAGAAGUGGGCUGAGCAGGUCAAGGUCAUGGUCGACAGGACGGGCGCCGACGGCAUCGACAUUGACUGGGAGUAUCCGGGUGGCAACCGCGACGACUACAAAGAAGUCCACAACUCGGAGCGCGUUUGGGAAAUCGAAGCUUUUGUGAAGCUCCUGCAGCAGCUGCGCAGAACACUGGGCAAGAAUAAGCUCCUCACCGUUGCGACGCCUGGUCAAGAAGUCGACCUCAUUGCCUAUACGCACAAGACCGUCCCCCGCAUCAUCCAGGAAGUCGACUUCAUCAACGUGAUGACAUAUGAUCUCAUGACACGCCGUUACAACACCACCAACCACCACUCGGGCAUCCAGCAGUCGCGCGACUCCAUCCAGCGAUACAUGGACCGCGGCGCACCCGCCGAGAUGCUCAACUUGGGCUUGGGCUACUACGUCAAGUGGUUCUACACCACGGACGAGUGCUCGCCCGAGGACCCCAUCGGCUGCCCGACACUCUUGCUCGAGGACCCAAAGACGGGCGCGGAUCUAGGCAGGACAGGAGGCUUCAGUUGGCACGAUGAAGUCCCUGAGGACGUUGUCGACUCCUUCGCACGUGCGCAAGCAGACGGCAUCUACACCGAGGACGGCAGCUAUGGGUACUGGGACGAAAAGGAGCUGCUGUGGUGGACGUUUGACACUCCCAAGUCCAUUGCUCAAAAGAUGUACGAGCUCGUCCAUGGGAUGGAGCUCGGAGGGGUCUUCGCUUGGGGGCUGGGCGAAGACGCCCCGGCAUGGAGCCAUCUCACAGCGACAGUUGAGGGGUUAGAGUGUGAGGAAAAGGAGGAACUGUGA
Molecule: messenger RNA, 1534 nt
Organism: Emericellopsis atlantica
Lineage: Eukaryota; Fungi; Ascomycota; Sordariomycetes; Hypocreales; Bionectriaceae
Product: glycoside hydrolase superfamily
Exons: 2
Coding region: 380-1534 (384 amino acids)
Biological process (GO): carbohydrate metabolic process; chitin catabolic process
Cellular component (GO): extracellular region
Molecular function (GO): chitinase activity; chitin binding
Source: RefSeq, a predicted model, not a curated record